CACUAGGCCGAAUUGUUCAAUGUGGUUGUUUUAAUCAUCUAUUAUUUUUUAAUUGGGAGACGAGUUGUUUGAUUCUAUUUGUAUUUGCUUCUAUUCCGGUUUGCCUUCUUUCCUUCAGGAAGAAAAAAUGUUAGUUGAUGAUGAAAUUUGUUGGUGCUGGUGCCGUUUUAGAUGCUUUAACUUUUUAAAUAUGAGAGUGGAACCGUGUCUGAGUGGCUUUGUCUGAUUUCUAGGAACAAAAUUCGUUGAUAGUGAUAGUGAUGUCCCAUUGUCCCAGUUAUUGAUAAGUCAUUCGGUUUUGACACUGUUGUUGAAGAGGCACAACGAACCAUAAACUCUGCUCAUGUGGAAGCAGAAAGCACUAAGAAUGGUAUCGGUAUUGUCAAGUUAAUGGGUCGUUACAGCGGUUGUAGAAAUCCUCAAAUAUCGGCCUUUGUGGUUUCGCGAUUGUCAAGCUGUUGAUGUUCUCAAUGUGCUACCCACAACAAAUAGUGGAACCAUUGAGCUGCUUUAUAAGGCAUAUUCAACUCAUCUAUUUUAUGUUAUGCCAGGGGUUUCAACGAGGCACUCAAUGGGUUUACUGAUGAGGGAUGGAGCUCAAGUUAUAUUGCCCCUAGCACACACAAUUGAGCAUGAGGAGGCUUUGACAAAAGCUUGGGAAGAGGCAUGCGCAGCAACAAGUGCAAGCAAAAUUGUGAUUCCUGGUGGGUCAUACAAGAUGGAAGCAGUUGAUUUAAAAGGUCCUUGCAUGGCUCCCAUUGAAAUUCAGUUUGAUGGCACACUUCAAGCACCGGCUGACCCGAAUGCACUCGACGGGGCUGAUGAAUGGCUCAAAGUACAACAUGUUAACUUUUUUACCUUAUCAGGUAAAGGUGUUUUUGAUGGUCAAGGUGCAACUGCUUGGAAACAAAAUGAUUGUGGAACUAACAAGAAUUGCAAGAAACGUUCCAAGAAUUUUGGUUUCAAUUUCCUGAACAAUUCUAUGGUUCGGGACAUAACUUCUAAGGAUAGCAAAAACUUUCAUGUAAAUGUUUUAGGGUGCAAUAACUUCACAUUUGAUGGUUUCCACGUCAGUGCUCCAAAUACCAGUAUCAACACUGACGGGAUUCACAUUGGAAGAUCAACUGAUGUGAAAAUUCUUAACACCAACAUUGCCACUGGAGAUGACUGCGUCUCAUUGGGAGAUGGUAGCAAAAAAAUAACUGUCCAGAAUGUGAAUUGUGGACCUGGUCAUGGCAUUAGUGUUGGAAGUCUUGGCAAGUACCCAGAAGAAGAGCCGGUAGAACAACUUUUAGUCAAGAAUUGCACUUUGACAAAUACAGAUAAUGGUGUGAGGAUCAAGACUUGGCCUAGUUCUCCAGGAGCUUCUCCUAUUACUGAUAUGCAUUUUGAAGAUAUUACCAUGGUUGAUGUCAUGAACCCAGUGAUCAUAGACCAAGAGUAUUGUCCUUGGAAUCAGUGCUCAAAACAGGCUCCAUCAAAAAUAAAGAUAAGCAAGGUUACCUUCAAGAAUAUUCAGGGCACUUCAAAAACCAAGGAAGGAGUGACUCUUAUAUGUAGCAAGGGUGUACCAUGUGAGGAUGUGGAACUAAAUAACGUUGCUCUUACAUUCAAUGGAGCUCCAAUAGUUGCUAAAUGUGCUAAUGUCAAGCCCAUAGUUACAGGAAAAGCUCCUGCUUGCACAUGUACAGCUUAAGAGACUUGGGUUGACACAUUCUCCUUGACCAGAUUUUUCUUUUGUAGAUAUGUAAGGUGAGGAUGAGGACUAUUUGAAGUCUAUAGUGAAUAAGCAUUUGUAUAUACUUACGUUGUCAAUGUCUAAGGGCAUUUAUUCAAUACGAAAGCCUUGUGCAAGAGCAUAUAUAA
Molecule: messenger RNA, 1866 nt
Organism: Glycine soja
Lineage: Eukaryota; Viridiplantae; Streptophyta; Magnoliopsida; Fabales; Fabaceae
Product: polygalacturonase-like
Exons: 6
Coding region: 545-1696 (383 amino acids)
Biological process (GO): carbohydrate metabolic process
Molecular function (GO): polygalacturonase activity
Source: RefSeq, a predicted model, not a curated record